AUGCAUGCAGAGAAGAUUCCAAAACGAGACACUAUAAUUCAUACAGCGCAUAAAGGUGCAGUCAACCUCGUGUGUUCCUCACUUCUGUUCCAGUCUUCUAUCUCUUUACCACAAUCAAGCAAAAGAAGCAAUAGAGAAGGUGUCUUGGCUGUCUUAAGGCAAUACAAGAUGUGGAUGAUGGAAUGUAAUGAUAGUGGAGAGUUCAAUAGCAUUCAAAGUUCGUUUAAUGGUCGAAAAUUCCGGUCCCUUGUGCCAAAACAAGUCUCUGCUGCUGCUACAAGCCCUCGUUCUUUAACCCUCUUGAAUCAAGGCACUGAUCUUGUUGUAAAUCACCAUCUUGCAGCAAUGACUGAGCAAAGUAAGAGGGAGUUCAGCACGCAGCAGUUCGUAGUGAGCUCUCGCUGGAAUCCCGCGCCGGAACAACUUCAAACCCUCGAAGAACUGUAUCGAAGGGGAACCCGAACUCCGACAGCAGAACAAAUUCAGCUCAUAACUGCACAGCUUCGGCAAUAUGGCAAGAUUGAAGGGAAGAAUGUCUUUUACUGGUUUCAAAAUCAUAAGUCCAGAGAGAGGCAAAAACGCCGGCGUCAGAUUGAAUCAAUAUCCGAAGAACAGCCCCAUAAUAACAGUGAAAGGAAAGAAUCAGGAGCAAAUAGGACAUUAUGUGAAGUUGAAAAGACAAAAAACUGGGCAUCUCCUACAGACUCUAGUACCAUUGCAGAGGCAGAAAAAGCAGCAGUUGCAGAACGUAAAUUAGAUGGAUGGUUACAGUUCGAGGAGACAGAAUUGCAGCAAAGGAGGAACCUUGUAGAAAGGAAAAACAGUCUGCAAAUCAUGAAUUUGUCUUGUUCAUCCUCUCACACUAAGCUAAUAAACUCCACUCUUACAGCAAUGGAUCCAAACGACCUGAAGCUUCAAGAUUUUAACGUCUUAACCCGCAAGAUCCCAUGGAGUGAUUCUGUGGUGCACGAGCCUUGUAACACGCAAUGUUUUGACAAUUGUAGGGAAUCCCAAACCCUUCAAUUGUUUCCGCUUAGAAGCUGUCAUGAAAAUGAAGGUAUUUUCGACAAGGACGUAGACGUUUCAACUGCAGCCAUAAGUUCUGAUUUCAGUUCUCAAUACCAAUUUUAUGAGUUCCUUCCUUUGAAGAAUUAA
Molecule: messenger RNA, 1155 nt
Organism: Fraxinus pennsylvanica
Lineage: Eukaryota; Viridiplantae; Streptophyta; Magnoliopsida; Lamiales; Oleaceae
Source: the annotation of a GenBank genome assembly